CUCCCUUUACACCACGUCCAUGAAGCCGUCUACAUCUUCCUUGUUCAGCACCCUCUGCUGCCAACAUCAGCCACCCUGCAGGAAGGGAGACCCCUGGGUCAGAAUAUUUCAGGGACCCCUCUAAAUGAGGCCAGAAGGAUGCACAAUAAACAAUCUCAUACUCCGCAGACUUUCCCCUCCUGACUUAAACCACUAAUACUGACCCUCCAGGCAACCAGUUCUUGGCUAAUCAUAAUGCAACUGUAUCAAAGUGUUCUGCCUAGCAACAAAUGAUGCAGAAGUCUUCAGUCUUGAUUGGUUAACAGUCUGAAGAUGGUCCCAAUCUCAGGGCAGCUGGAGAGUUAUCUAUUCUUUGUGAACUUUUUUUUUUCUUUCAGUUGUGUGGAAGACAGCUCCAUUCUAAAAAGGCUCAUCAACCUCUUUACUGUCUCGUGUGCCCUCCAGAAUGGGUGCUGGGAGGGUCCCCUGGGUAGUGGUUCUCCUAGUGAACCUCGUGAGGCCGGAUUCCUUCAUGUCUGAAGGCAGAGACUCCCCAGAGGACUUUGUGAUUCAGGCAAAGGCAGACUGUUACUUCACCAACGGGACAGAGAAGGUGCGCUUCGUGGUCAGGUUCAUCUUCAACCUGGAGGAGUACUUACACUUCGACAGUGACCUGGGGAUGUUUGUGGCGCUGACUGAGCUGGGGGAGCCUGAUGCUGAGCAGUGGAACAAACGCUGGGACCUCCUGGAGCGGAGCAGAGCCUCUGUGAACAUGGUCUGCAGGCAGAACUACAGGCUGGGGGCCCCCUUCACCGUGGGGAGAAACGUGCCGCCCGAGGUGACAGUGUAUCCAGAGAGGCCCCCGCUGCUGCGGCAACACAACCUGCUGCUCUGUUCUGUGACAGGCUUCUACCCCGGGGACAUAAAUGUUGGGUGGUUUCGGAAUGGACAGGAGGAGAGGUCUGGGGUCAUCUCCACUGGCCUUGUGAGGAACGGAGACUGGACCUUUCAGAUGACAGUGAUGCUGGAAAUGACCCCAGAGCUUGGUGACAUUUACAGCUGCCUUGUGGAGCACCCCAGCCUCCAGAGCCCCAUUUCUGUGGAGUGGGUGGCUCGGUCUGAAUAUUCGUGGAAAAAGAUACUGAGUGGAGGCGCAGCGUUCCUGCUUGGGCUGAUUGUCUUCCUGGUGGGGGUUGUUAUCCACCUCAAGGCUCGGAAAGCAUCUGUGGAGACCCGGUCAGGUGAUGAGGUCUCAAGAGCCACCUCAUCCCCAGUAAGAUCCUAAUGGAAGCUUCUCCCACAGAGACUGAAGAAGUGUCAGAAGUCCGGGGCCCUGGGGUGGGUAAAGAACAGUGCUCUAGA
Molecule: messenger RNA, 1341 nt
Organism: Peromyscus maniculatus bairdii (prairie deer mouse)
Lineage: Eukaryota; Metazoa; Chordata; Mammalia; Rodentia; Cricetidae
Product: HLA class II histocompatibility antigen, DO beta chain
Biological process (GO): immune response; antigen processing and presentation
Cellular component (GO): membrane; MHC class II protein complex
Source: RefSeq, a predicted model, not a curated record